AUGUACUCCUAUUCCAAAUACGGCACCCGCUCGUCUUCCUCUACCACUCCCACCAUCAAACCGUCUGCGUUCCCCAAGGGUCCUGCCGCUACCCAGAAACCUAAUGCCAAGAAGCCUCGUGUGGUUGAAAACGACUUCUCCAACCAGUACGUCCAUGCUCGCCAGUUAUCUACAAAUUACAUCCGUAACGUUGAUCUUCCUAUGGAUGGUUACCCCAAGCUUCAGAAAUUGAAAGAGUUGAAGGCGACGCAGGUCUCCAAACACGCCUGUAAACCGUAUGGUGUCCGUGUAGAUACCCAGCUGAUUGUACCUACAUUGAACAAAUGGGUUAACAACUUCUCGUUGCAAUUUGAUGUCAUAAUGAUCGGGGCACUUGUGGAGAAUCAAUUCAUUCUUCCACUUUUGAAUCUGAUGCCUCUCUAUAAGCUCUGCGCCAAGCCAGGGUUUCUCUUCAUUUGGACCACCACUUCCAACAUUAAACAGCUUACGUACUUGCUUAAUGGCGAUAAGUGGAACAAGAAGUUUCGUCGUUCUGAGGAGCUUGUAUUUGUGCCGGUUGACGAAAACAGUCCCUAUUUUCCAGGGGACGUAAACGAUGGCUUCUAUGGCAAUGCCGCUAACGGGAAUGGCGAGUCGCUUUUGCGGCGUAAGCAAUGGCACUGCUGGAUGUGCAUUACUGGUACGGUACGGAGAUCAACCGACGCAGACAUGAUCCAUUGUAACGUAGACACAGACUUGCAAAUAGAGCAUAGAGAUGUACCCUCUCCUAUGCAAGGUUAUAACAACGCAGUGCCAGAAGCGAUUUACACAGUGGCUGAAAACUUCUCCAAUUCCAAUCGAAGAUUGCACAUCAUUCCGUGCAGAACAGGCUAUAAGUUGCCUAUCAAGAUGAGAAAGGGAUGGGUGAUUAUGCUGCCAGAUGUUCUCGUGGAUAACUUUGAUCCAAUUGAAUAUGAGGCGCAGAUUUACGUCAAGUCUCAAGUAAAGUACAAGAAUACUACUACGAAUGGCCAACACAAACAGAUUGCACAGUAUUUGGUGCCUCAGACCGGAGAUAUAGAGGCAUUGAGACCCAAGAGUCCAGUUUAA
Molecule: messenger RNA, 1089 nt
Organism: Sungouiella intermedia
Lineage: Eukaryota; Fungi; Ascomycota; Pichiomycetes; Serinales; Metschnikowiaceae
Source: the annotation of a GenBank genome assembly